Cucurbitaria berberidis CBS 394.84 is the source of this 548-nucleotide messenger RNA. RefSeq lists its product as uncharacterized. The coding region runs from base 63 to 359 and encodes 98 amino acids. Lineage: Eukaryota; Fungi; Ascomycota; Dothideomycetes; Pleosporales; Cucurbitariaceae. The transcript has a single exon. The record is from RefSeq and is a predicted model, not a curated record.
GUAGGUUGAGGUGAGGAUGCGGACGAAAAAGAGGCUAUGGGUAUGAUGAUGCAGAGGUAAGGAUGUGGUGUGUGUUGGUUUGGUGGCUACGGCUUUGCUUGGUUCCGAAGGCGUUAGCCUUGCGAGGUGUAACGCCACGAAGAAGAAGGCCAUACGUAGGACGAGUGGCCUUUAAAACGAAGCAACGAUACGUGUUUGGCUGGCUUGCGGUUUUACGUCGGAUGGCGUAUCUGACGUCUGGUAUAAACAUCGUGAGAGUAGUAUCCGUCAGGAUAUCUUCAGUGUUUACCGUUGGGAGGAUUUUGGUGCAAGAAGCAUGCAUUUCGAAAAUGCAAGUAAAUCAUAACGUAUAUUCAUAGUAACAUUGAGUACGUAACUUCUCCAUCUGCGCCGUACGAAAUCGCAACAGCUGCAACGUAUUGAGACACCUCGUGGUUAAACACAACGAGGAGAUCACAUCAAAACUGCUACCGCGGUAGCACCUACCCCUACUCCUUUACAAACCACCAUCUGCGUAGAUCGCAGUUACCCCGCUAUUUGCUUUUUGC